Molecule: messenger RNA, 3239 nt
Organism: Hyaena hyaena (striped hyena)
Lineage: Eukaryota; Metazoa; Chordata; Mammalia; Carnivora; Hyaenidae
Gene: RBM15
Product: RNA binding motif protein 15
Exons: 2
Coding region: 1-2913 (970 amino acids)
Biological process (GO): regulation of alternative mRNA splicing, via spliceosome
Cellular component (GO): nucleus
Molecular function (GO): mRNA binding
Source: RefSeq, a predicted model, not a curated record
AUGAGGACUGUGGGGCGGGAGCCUUUGCCGCGGCGGAGUCCAAGAUGGCGGCGUGCGGUUCCGCUGUGUGAAACGAGCGCGGGGCGGCGGGUUAAUCAUCUCCGCGGAGACGACCUCCGACGACCCGCAACAAUGAAGGGAAAAGAGCGCUCCCCAGUCAAGCCCAAACGCUCCCGUGGUGGUGAGGACUCGACUUCCCGCGGGGAGCGGAGCAAGAAGUUAGGGGGCUCUGGUGGCAGCAAUGGGAGUAGCAGCGGAAAGACCGACAGCGGCGGCGGUUCGCGGCGCAGUCUUCAUCUGGACAAGUCCAGCAGCCGAGGUGGCAGCCGCGAGUAUGACACUGGCGGGGGCAGCUCCAGUAGCCGCUUGCAUAGUUACAGCUCCCCAAGCACCAAAAAUUCCUCGGGCGGGGGCGAGUCGCGCAGCAGCUCCCGGGGUGGAGGCGGGGAGUCACGUUCCUCUGGGGCCGCCUCCUCAGCUCCUGGCGGCGGGGAUGGCGGGGAGUACAAGACGCUCAAGAUAAGCGAGUUGGGGUCCCAGCUGAGUGACGAAGCGGUGGAGGACGGACUGUUUCACGAGUUCAAACGCUUCGGUGAUGUAAGUGUCAAAAUCAGUCAUCUCUCGGGUUCUGGCAGCGGGGAUGAGCGAGUAGCCUUUGUGAACUUCCGGCGGCCAGAGGACGCGCGGGCGGCCAAGCAUGCCAGAGGCCGCCUGGUGCUCUAUGACCGGCCGCUGAAGAUAGAAGCUGUGUAUGUGAGCCGGCGCCGCAGCCGCUCCCCUUUAGACAAAGAUGCGUAUCCUCCGUCCGCCAGCGUGGUCGGGGCCUCGGUAGGUGGUCACCGGCACCCCACUGGAGGAGGUGGAGGCCAGAGAUCCCUUUCCCCUGGGGGCGCAGCCCUGGGAUACAGAGACUACCGGCUGCAGCAGUUGGCUCUUGGCCGCCUGCCCCCUCCACCUCCGCCGCCCUUGCCCCGUGAGCUGGAGAGAGAGCGAGACUACCCGUUCUAUGAGAGAGUGCGCCCAGCUUACAGUCUUGAGCCAAGGGUGGGAGCCGGAGCAGGUGCUGCUCCUUUCCGAGAGGUGGAUGAGAUCUCGCCCGAGGACGAUCAGCGAGCUAACCGGACGCUUUUCUUGGGCAACCUAGACAUCACUGUGACAGAGAGCGAUCUCAGGAGGGCUUUUGACCGUUUUGGAGUUAUUACAGAAGUAGACAUCAAGAGGCCUUCUCGGGGCCAGACCAGUACCUAUGGUUUUCUCAAGUUUGAGAACCUAGACAUGUCUCACCGGGCCAAACUGGCAAUGUCUGGCAAAAUCAUAAUUCGGAAUCCUAUUAAAAUUGGUUAUGGUAAGGCUACACCCACCACCCGCCUCUGGGUAGGUGGUCUGGGACCUUGGGUGCCUCUUGCUGCCCUGGCUCGAGAGUUUGACCGGUUUGGCACCAUACGCACUAUAGACUACCGCAAGGGUGAUAGUUGGGCAUAUAUCCAGUACGAAAGCCUGGAUGCAGCGCAUGCUGCCUGGACCCACAUGCGUGGCUUCCCACUUGGUGGCCCAGAUCGGCGCCUUAGAGUAGACUUUGCAGACACCGAACAUCGUUACCAGCAGCAAUAUCUGCAGCCUCUGCCCUUAACUCAUUAUGAAUUGGUGACAGAUGCUUUUGGACAUCGGGCACCUGACCCUUUGAGGGGUGCCCGGGAUAGGACGCCACCCUUGCUGUACAGAGAUCGCGAUAGAGACCUUUAUCCUGACUCUGAUUGGGUGCCACCGCCACCCCCAGUCCGAGAACGCAGCACUCGGACUGCAGCUACUGCUGUGCCUGCUUAUGAGCCACUGGAUAGCCUGGAUCGCAGGCGAGACGGCUGGUCCUUGGACCGGGACAGAGGGGAUCGAGACCUGCCCAGCAGCAGAGACCAGCCUAGGAAGCGAAGGCCUCCUGAGGACAGUGGGGGCCGGCACCUGGACAGGUCUCCCGAGAGCGACCGGCCGCGAAAACGUCACUGUGCUCCUUCUCCGGACCGCAGUCCAGAAUUGAGCAGUAGCCGGGAUCGCUACAACAGUGACAAUGAUCGAUCUUCCCGUCUUCUUCUCUUGGAAAGGCCCUCUCCAGUCAGAGACAGACGAGGUAGUUUGGAGAAGAGCCAGGGUGACAAGCGAGACCGUAAAAACUCUGCAUCAGCUGAACGGGAUAGGAAGCACCGGACAGCUGCUCCCCCAGAGGGCAAAAGCCCUUUGAAAAAAGAAGACCGGUCUGAUGGGAGCGCACCCAGCACCAGCACUGCUUCCUCGAAGCUGAAGUCCCCUUCCCAGAAACAGGAUGGUGGGACAGCCCCUGCAGCUGCAGCCUCUCCCAAACUCUGUUUGGCCUGGCAGGGCAUGCUUCUGUUGAAGAACAGCAACUUUCCUUCCAACAUGCAUCUGUUGCAGGGUGACCUCCAAGUGGCUAGCAGUCUUCUCGUGGAGGGCUCAACUGGAGGCAGAGUAGCCCAGCUCAAGAUCACUCAGCGUCUUCGUUUGGACCAGCCCAAGUUGGAUGAAGUAACUCGACGCAUCAAAGUGGCAGGGCCCAAUGGCUAUGCCAUCCUUCUGGCGGUGCCUGGAAAUUCCGACAGCAGGUCCUCCUCUUCCUCAGCCACAUCAGACACUGCCACCUCUACUCAGAGGCCACUUAGGAACCUUGUGUCCUAUUUAAAGCAAAAGCAGGCCGCUGGGGUGAUAAGCCUUCCUGUGGGGGGCAACAAAGACAAGGAAAACACCGGGGUCCUUCACGCUUUUCCACCCUGUGAGUUCUCCCAGCAGUUCCUGGAUCCCCCUGCCAAGGCACUGGCCAAAUCUGAAGAAGAUUACCUGGUCAUGAUCAUUGUCCGUGCAAAACUGGUGAACUGCGGAUUGAAGAUAUGGAAUUCAAAGCUCUAAUGGACCUUUUUGAAGAGAAGUUAUGGCUUAUGUGGAGUUUACAUGGGCCUCUUGAUGGAAGAAAGCUAAUCUGUUUAGUAUUUGUGCAUUUUACUAAAAUGGCAGCUUAAAGUUGUGUAUCUGCUAUUGUGAUGCCAAUGCCGGUGUUUUAAGUGGAAAAAAAUGACCUCUUGCUUUGUGCUGUGUACACAAGAUUUCUGGAAAAGUAAAGAAAAACCCUUUUUAUGGCUCACACAGCUUAAAAGUAGCUGUCACUCAAACGUGCGCUCACAGUUGAGCUGCUUUUGUUUUAUUCUAAAUAAAUUGUUUCUUUUGAGGAAAAUGUU